This is a messenger RNA of Diaporthe batatas, 3819 nucleotides long. RefSeq names its product sphingolipid transporter. Gene Ontology annotation, molecular function: lipid carrier activity. The record is from RefSeq and is a predicted model, not a curated record. NCBI's taxonomy places the organism in Eukaryota, Fungi, Ascomycota, Sordariomycetes, Diaporthales, Diaporthaceae. The transcript has 2 exons. Gene Ontology annotation, cellular component: membrane. Bases 1 to 3819 code for a protein of 1272 amino acids.
AUGGCCAAAUUCGCCGCCCUGGCGUUACUCGCCGGCUUAGGGACAGCCGACGAGCUGUACACUCCGAAACACGAGGCCGGACGCUGCGCCAUCCGCAAUCACUGCGGCAAGAAGAGCUUCUUUGGCAAAGAACUUCCCUGUGUCGAUAAUGGCCUGGCCGAGCAGCCCGAUGCGGAUCUAAGGAAUCAGUUGGUAGAUCUGUGCGGCCCCAAAUGGAAUGACGGCCCAAUAUGUUGCACCAAGGAACAGGUCGAGUCGCUCAAAGAUGAGCUCUCCACUGCAAAUACGAUCGUAUCGUCAUGCCCAGCCUGCAAGGACAACUUCUACAACCUCUUUUGUACUUUCACCUGCUCUCCCGAUCAGUCGCUCUUCAUAAACGUGACAAACACCAUGUCUAAGAACGGCAAGACACUCGUCACAGAGCUCGACCAGCUCAUAUCCGCAGACUACGGUACCGGUUUCUACGAUAGCUGCAAGGAUGUCAAGUUUGGACCAAGCAACAGCGAGGCCAUGAAGCUCAUCGGAGGCGGCGCGAAGAACUACACACAGUUCCUCAAGUACCUGGGCGACGAGAAGCUGGUCGGCUCGCCGUUCCAGAUCAACUUCCCAGUGUCAUACAAGGAGCCGAAGAUGGACCCCCUCCCCAUGACACCCAAGAAAUGCAACGAUCAAGACCCCAACUUCCGCUGCGCUUGUGUGGACUGCCCACAAGUGUGCCCUGAACUGCCCGAGGUCGAAGACGCCGGCUCGUGCAAGGUUGGACUGCUGCCAUGUCUUUCAUUCGCUUCGAUAUUCGUCUACAGCAUUCUACUUUUGAGUCUAGCCGUGGCCAUUGUUGGUCACGUAUGGUACCGGAAGCGGGCCGCGCGUCUCCAGGAGGAACGAACUCUGCUCCAGGGUGGAAUCGACGCGAGCGAUGAUGAUGAUGACGAGGGCCGGCUAGUGCAAAACGGCGCCAUGUUUGACCGUCCUACCAAGCCCUACCAACUGAAUACUUGGUGUAAUACAGCCUUCAGGAGGCUUGGCCAUUGGGCUGCGCGGUUCCCCGCCAUCACAAUCACAAGUUCUCUCAUUGUCAUCAUCGUGCUUAGCGCUGGCUGGGUGCGUUUCGAGAUCGAGAAGGACCCUGCCAGGUUAUGGGUUGCUCCAACCUCGUCUGCUGCUCAGGAGAAGGAGUUCUUUGACUCCAACUUCGGCCCGUUCUAUCGAGCAGAGAAGGUGUUCCUCGUCAAUGACACCCUCCCCUCGGGGCCGGGCCCGGUUCUCACUUACGAGACGCUGCUUUGGUGGAUCGAAGUGGAGAAGAGCAUCUCGCAGCUCGAGAGUGAGACUUGGAAGAUGAAGCUGCAUGAUGUUUGCUACAAGCCGACUGGGUCUGCUUGUGUGGUUCAGUCGGUGGCAGCUUAUUUCGACAACGAGCCAGCGCUUAUCAGCAAGAAAGGCUGGCAAGAUCAGCUACGGCAAUGCGCUCGAGCACCAGCGGAGUGCCGGCCGGCCUAUGGUCAGCCUCUUGAACCAAAUAUGAUCCUCGGCGGCUACUCUGGCACGGAUGACGUGGUCGACGCCCCUGCAAUGACCGUGACUUGGGUUGUCAACAACUUCGCGGAGGGCACAUCCGAGCUUGCCCGAGCUAUGGACUGGGAGAUAGCCCUGAAAAACUUUCUGCUUGAAACACAGAAGGAGGCAGCUACCAGGGGUCUCAGGCUGUCAUUCUCCACAGAAAUCAGCCUGGAGGAGGAGCUCAACAAAACCACCAACACGGAUGCCAAGAUUAUUGUCAUCAGCUACGUAAUCAUGUUCCUCUACGCAUCCAUCGCCCUCGGCUCUACGACGUUGUCAAUCAGGGAUAUGAUCAGGAACCCCGCCGUCAGCAUCGUAGAGUCCAAGUUCUCUCUUGGUGUGGCCGGCAUUGUCAUUGUCCUCAUGUCGAUCAGCGCAUCUAUCGGUCUGUUCUCGUGGGCGAACUUGAGGGCUACGCUCAUUAUCGUCGAUGUCAUACCAUUCAUUGUGCUCGCUGUCGGCGUGGACAAUAUAUUCCUGAUCGUCCAUGAAUUCGAGCGGGUCAACAUCACAAACCCUGACGACGACGUCGAAGUGCGUGUUGCCAAAGCUCUGGGGCGCAUGGGUCCCUCCAUACUUCUUUCCGCAAUCACAGAGACAGUUUCCUUCGCUUUGGGUGCAUUUGUCGGCAUGCCGGCCGUGCGCAACUUCGCCAUUUACGCGGCCGGUGCUGUGUUUAUCAACGCACUCUUGCAGGUCACACUAUUCAUCUCGCUGCUCGCAUAUAAUACGAAGCGGGUCGAGGACUCGAGAAUGGAUUGUUUUCCUUGCAUCACGAUCAAAGCGGCCAGGAUCCAUCUCGAUGGUAGCAACGGCAAUCUUGGCGCCCGGUUAUACGAGGUACCCGAGGAGGGCUUCCUCCAGCGGUUCAUUAUUCGUUAUUAUGCGCCUGCUUUGUUGGGCAAGAAGGUAAAAGUGGCGAUCAUCGCAAUUUUCCUGGGCUUCUUUGCUGCCGGUGUUGCUCUCAUCCCUGAGGUCAAGCUAGGGCUUGACCAGAGAGUAGCAAUUCCUGAUGACUCGUACCUGAUCCCAUAUUUCAACGAUCUCUACGACUAUUUCGACUCUGGUCCGCCUGUCUACUUCGUGGCCAAAGAUGUCGAUGCGACCAAACGAAAGCACCAACGACAGAUCUGCGCAAGGUUCACUACUUGUGAUUCGUUGUCGCUCACCAACGUUCUAGAGCAAGAACGCAAGCGUACCGACGUGUCAUACAUCUCGUCUCCAACCGCGAGCUGGGUUGACGACUUCUUCCUUUGGCUCAACCCUCAAUUUGAAGAGUGCUGUGUCGAGAAAGGAUCCCCAUGCUUUCAGAAUCGAGACCCAGCAUGGAAUAUCACACUUUCAGGGAUGCCGGAGGGAGAUGAAUUCAUCCACUAUCUCCAAAAGUUCCUUUCUGCGCCGACCACUGAGGAUUGCCCACUUGGCGGCCAAGCGUCUUAUGGAUCUGCCGUCGUUAUCGACGAAGAGAAAAAGACCAUUCCUGCAAGCCACUUCCGCACGAUGCACUCACCCCUGCGCAGCCAGGAUGACUUUAUCAAUGCCUACACCUCUGCCAGGCGAAUUGCUCGUGAUGUGAGCCGCUCGACAGGGGCAGAAGUAUUCCCAUACAGUGUUUUCUACAUAUUCUUUGACCAGUAUGUUACGAUUGUUGGUUUGACGGCAGGCCUGCUCAGCGCCGCGAUCGGUAUCAUUUUCGUCAUCUCGUCCAUUCUCCUCGGCUCAGCCCUCACUGGUGCGGCUGUAGCGAUCUCGGUGGUGAUGACUAUCGUGGACAUCAUCGGUGCGAUGGCGGUGUUCAAUGUCAGUCUCAAUGCUGUGUCUCUGGUCAACUUGAUCAUCUGCGUGGGCAUUGCGGUCGAGUUCUGCGCCCACAUUGCGAGGGCCUUCAUGUUCCCUUCGCGCACCUUUAUGGAACGCGCUAAGAACCGCUUCCGAGGCCGCGAUGCUCGUGCGUGGACUGCGCUUGUCAACGUUGGCGGCUCCGUGUUCUCGGGAAUCACUGUUACAAAGAUACUCGGUGUUUUUGUGCUGGCUUUCACUCGGAGCAAGAUCUUUGAGAUUUACUACUUCCGCAUCUGGGUCGCGCUCGUGGUGUUCGCAGCCACGCAUGCUUUAGUCUUCCUGCCUGUUAUCCUGAGCUUCAUGGGAGGCAAGGGCUACCUCGACCCCGAGAGCGAAGGCGGGCUCGAUGAAGAUCUGGCGAGCCGGCGUUUCCGCGCCGUUGUGGACCAGGACGAUAGCGAUUCCGAGGAGGACUAG